UGAGAGUUCAGGAUGGAGCAUCAGGCGAUACCAACGAGAUCAUUUCAGCGACUCCUGCUUGCGCUUGAUACAUUACAGUGCUCGUUCAUGGGCAAAACUCUGAGCGAUGAGCCCAGAGAUAUACCGAGAGGGAAGGGAGGUCCCCGAGCCCUGGUGAUAACUAUUGCAUGAAAUGCA
Hyaloscypha bicolor E is the source of this 177-nucleotide messenger RNA. RefSeq lists its product as uncharacterized. The record is from RefSeq and is a predicted model, not a curated record. The transcript has a single exon. NCBI's taxonomy places the organism in Eukaryota, Fungi, Ascomycota, Leotiomycetes, Helotiales, Hyaloscyphaceae. The coding region runs from base 13 to 171 and encodes 52 amino acids.